Molecule: messenger RNA, 2658 nt
Organism: Fukomys damarensis (Damara mole-rat)
Lineage: Eukaryota; Metazoa; Chordata; Mammalia; Rodentia; Bathyergidae
Gene: Gnb1
Product: G protein subunit beta 1
Exons: 11
Coding region: 101-1123 (340 amino acids)
Biological process (GO): G protein-coupled receptor signaling pathway
Cellular component (GO): heterotrimeric G-protein complex; cytoplasm
Molecular function (GO): signaling receptor complex adaptor activity; protein binding
Source: RefSeq, a predicted model, not a curated record
UUACAGACAGAUUUACAUGUGUUGGAGUCCAGACCAGAAGCACUUCUGAAUUAAGAUCCCGGAUUCUCUGUGGCAGCGUUGAGAGCACGAGGACCUGAGGAUGAGCGAGCUUGACCAGCUCCGGCAGGAGGCCGAGCAGCUCAAGAACCAGAUCAGAGAUGCUCGGAAAGCAUGUGCAGAUGCAACUCUCUCACAGAUCACAAACAACAUUGACCCAGUGGGAAGAAUUCAGAUGCGCACCAGGAGGACGCUGAGGGGGCAUCUAGCCAAGAUCUACGCCAUGCACUGGGGCACAGACUCCAGGCUCCUGGUCAGCGCCUCACAGGAUGGGAAACUCAUCAUCUGGGACAGCUACACCACAAACAAGGUCCACGCCAUCCCCCUGCGCUCCUCCUGGGUCAUGACCUGUGCUUACGCCCCCUCUGGGAACUACGUAGCCUGUGGCGGCCUAGACAACAUUUGCUCCAUCUACAAUCUGAAGACUCGCGAAGGAAACGUUCGUGUGAGCCGUGAGCUGGCAGGACACACAGGCUACCUGUCCUGCUGCCGAUUCCUGGACGACAAUCAGAUUGUCACUAGCUCUGGAGAUACCACGUGUGCACUGUGGGACAUCGAGACUGGCCAGCAGACAACCACAUUCACUGGACAUACUGGGGACGUCAUGAGCCUGUCUCUGGCUCCUGACACCAGACUCUUUGUCUCCGGUGCCUGUGAUGCUUCGGCGAAGCUCUGGGAUGUUCGAGAAGGCAUGUGCCGGCAGACCUUCACUGGCCAUGAGUCUGACAUCAAUGCCAUCUGUUUCUUUCCAAAUGGCAAUGCAUUUGCUACCGGCUCGGAUGAUGCUACCUGCAGGCUCUUCGACCUCCGCGCAGACCAGGAACUCAUGACCUACUCCCACGACAACAUCAUAUGCGGGAUCACCUCCGUGUCCUUCUCCAAAAGCGGGCGCCUCCUUCUCGCUGGGUACGACGACUUCAACUGCAACGUAUGGGACGCCCUCAAAGCUGACAGGGCAGGUGUCUUGGCUGGACAUGACAACCGCGUCAGCUGCCUGGGGGUGACUGAUGAUGGCAUGGCUGUGGCGACAGGAUCCUGGGACAGCUUCCUCAAGAUCUGGAACUAACAGCAGUAGCAGGUGGACGCCACAGUGACUGGAAGACCGUUCCAACCUUGAAGCGCUACCGUGAUAGCAUAUCUUAUCCGCCCCACUAACGUGGACACCCACACCCCUCAGAACUUCAAAGGGCAAGAUCUUUUCUCCUUCACUUAUUGCUGAAACCAAGAGCACAAUUCCCAUUGAGAGAAGGAUCUCUGUGCUGUAAACUAAAACAAAUUGUGCAUUCCUUCCGGGGCCAUUGUCUUUGUUUUCUUUUUUGUCUUGGAUGAAUUUUAAAAGGAAAAACUACAAUAAAAAUGUUAACCAGAAGGUAAACCUGAGUGUAAUUGUGAGACAGACAUGCCUCUCUACUAGCUCACCGAAGAGUAGACAGUGACCCUAUUCUGUGGCAUUCAUGCAAAACAAGUCAAGGAUUUUAUCUUGUAAUCAUUUCUAAAUUUCAUGUUGUGUUUGUAGGAGGAUUUUGGAAACAUUCACAUUUCCUUUUUUAAAUAUAUUUCCUUCUGUCCCAACAGUGGAACAGAACCACUGCUGGGGGCAGGUCUCUGGCGUGACAGGGAUGCUGUCUGGUCCCUGGCCUUUUACUCCUGUGUUGCAGAUGAGUGUCGUGUGCACAUACACGGCGUAAUGGAGGAGAGCAAAGUGGCCCAGCGCAUGCUAGCUCAGUGGUGGGCGUGGUCAGAGUGCUUCCCCCUUGUGCCCUGUCCAGCCCUGUUCCUCUCGCCUUGGGUUCCUGAGAAGUCUAAUGGCCCAGCACCGCCCUGCCCUCGCUGUCAGGAGCCUGCUCGAGAGGCCUGUCCUGUGCUCAGAUAGUCAGUUGGUUAUUUGUGUAUGAAACAGUGUACAAAUCAAUGUUUUGAAAAUAAUGAUCUCACACUUUCUAAGUUAAAUUUUAAAAAUUUGAUUGUUUGCCAUAUUGGGUGGGUUUACUCUUAGAAUCGCAUGCUGUAGAAAUGCUCAAAAAUGCAUAUAGGACUCAGUCCUUAGAUGUUCUUUUUCUUUCAAGAAAUAACCUCUUAAAGUUGUAACCGUGGCGGCUCUGUCCACUUCUGUUGCUACUCUGCAUACAUAUCGGAAGCAGCUAGUGCUCUACACGCUUGAGUAGCAGGAUGAGUCAGUUUUCUUUACUUUAAAAAAACAAAAAAACAGUCCUGUUGAGAGCUGUUGCUAUUGGAUGCUGAGGGGGAGGGGGAGGAAGGAGGGAAGGAGCGCCCAACCUGCAGUGCUGGGACAGCAGUGUCUGUAGGCCCCUCCUCCCUGUCCCACACCCCUCCUAGCAGCAGUAGUGGCUUCGCCAUCCCAUCCCACACAUCCUGUACAAACUGUGCUGUGACCGUGCAGUAGGCCUGGAUCUGGCAAUGAGAACUCAACGAAGCCCCUUCUCUUCCCAUCAGAUGACUGUAGAGCUCUCUGCACCUUCACCCUUUUCACCUUUUGUAUUUAAUUUUAAAGUCAGUGUACUGCAAGGAGGCUGGAUGCAAGAUAGAACCUAUAUUAAACUGUACUGUUAUUUAAGAUGUAAUAAAGCAGUUUGACAUGAG